AUGCAGAACCUUGCGCUGCCGGUGCGCACGAGCGCCAGUCGGCGCAACCAGGAGAGCAGGAGUUACUUUACGAGCUACACGCCGCCGAGCUCCACGGAGGCUAUCAAUGGGCCAGUGAGGGAGCCGGUGAGGGAGCAGCCGCCGAUGACUGACCGGUUGAUUGUGGGAGUGGAUUUUGGCACGACGUUUUCAGGCGUCGCCGCAGUAUAUACAUCAACGCCUGACGACGUCGAAAUCAUCAAGACGUGGCCAGGCGGCAACGGCAUCACCUCAGACAAGGUGCCUACCGAGAUUACAUACAGCUUCCCUCCCGACGCCUCGCCCGGCGCUGAGCCCACGGUAAAAUGGGGUUUCCAGUUCAAGCCAGACGAGUCAAGGCUCCGGUGUAUCAAGCUUCCUCUCGACACGGCAGCACAGCUUAAGAAGUUUAACAAGAACGUCGUCGAUGCCGUCAGCGAUUACCUCACCCAGAUCUACAAGCACACCAUGGACACUCUGACACGGCGCUACGGAGAAUCCUUCAUGGCCUCGACAAAGGUCGAGUUCGUCCUGACGUGCCCGGCGGUUUGGAGCGACACAGCAAAGAAUACGACGCUGCAGGCGGCUGAGCGGGCGGGCAUGGGCAGCCGUUCCGAGAUUCAGAUGAUUAGCGAGCCUGAAGCGGCGGCUGUAUACACGCUCAAGGCGAUUCAGCCCAAUCACUUGAACAUUGGGGACAACUUUAUCGUGUGCGACGCAGGAGGCGGCACAGUGGACCUAAUUGCCUAUAAAAUCAUAUCUCUAAAACCCCUGAGAGUCGAAGAGUUCGAGGAGCAUGUUCGGACGAGGUUGGGCCAGGCCCGCUUCGACGAGAUGAAGUCGAAAAAGGGCAAGACAUGGCAGAUGGGCUUGCGGUACUUUGAAGAGUUUGUCAAGCGCAAUUUCAACGAGGACGAGCAUCAGGAGAUUAAUGUUCCUUUUCCCGGUCUCCCAGAUGACGAGGAGGCAGGGCUGGACUCGGGAUUCAUGGUCAUGAGCGCAGAGCAGAUCAAGGACAUCUUUGAGCCCGUCGUCAAGGAAGUCUGCGAUUUGGUCCAAGGCCAGGUCGAAGGACUCCGUGCCAAGGGCGGCAUCGUCUCAGGCAUCGUGCUGGUCGGAGGAUUCGGCCAGAGCGACUAUCUAUACCGGCGUCUCAAGUCGCACUUUUCGAACGGCGGAUCGAUCGAGGUGAUGCAGCCGGUCUAUGCGUGGACAGCGGUGGUGCGCGGCGCGGUGCUUCGGGGACUGGAGGGCAACAUGGUGAUUUCGAGAAAAUCGAGGAUGCACUACGGGACGUCGUUUGCGACGGUGUAUGACGAGGAGAAGCACUCUGUUAGUGAACGGUACUGGUCGCCGCUAUGGGAGCGGUGGAUGGUGUCUGAUCGGAUGCAGUGGCACAUUGCCAAGGGCGAGGCGCUUUCUCCUCUAUCGCCCAUUGCCUUCCACUACACCCGCAACUUCCGGCCGGGCCAGUCGCUCAUCGUGACGGACGACCUGAUUGCGUGCGAUGCGGACGAGCCGCCGGCGGCGCACACGCGCGACCUGAUCAACGUGUGCACGCUGACGACGGAUCUGAAUGCCGUGCCGAGGAGCCUGUUUACGCGGUUGACGACGACCAGGGGGGUGGAAUUCGACAACCUGGACUUUACGCUGGAGAUGAUUGUGGACAGUGCGGGGUUGGGCUUUGAGCUCAAGGUUGACGGGGUGCGGUAUGGGCGGGUGGAAGCCGAGUUUCACUGA
Molecule: messenger RNA, 1758 nt
Organism: Trichoderma breve
Lineage: Eukaryota; Fungi; Ascomycota; Sordariomycetes; Hypocreales; Hypocreaceae
Product: hsp70 protein domain-containing protein
Exons: 8
Coding region: 1-1758 (585 amino acids)
Molecular function (GO): ATP-dependent protein folding chaperone; ATP binding
Source: RefSeq, a predicted model, not a curated record